Molecule: messenger RNA, 1512 nt
Organism: Thermochaetoides thermophila DSM 1495
Lineage: Eukaryota; Fungi; Ascomycota; Sordariomycetes; Sordariales; Chaetomiaceae
Exons: 3
Coding region: 1-1512 (503 amino acids)
Molecular function (GO): oxidoreductase activity; FAD binding
Source: RefSeq, a predicted model, not a curated record
AUGGGCUCUUCAUUUUCCUCAAUGUUAUUGCUUAUCUCCUUUUUUUUAGCUUUACUGGGGUCCGUGGUCCCAUCCCAAGUGUCACAACUCGACGAGACGAAUGCCUUAGCAGACUGCUUGACUAAGGUUUCCGUACCAGUUGAUGAGCCGGGAUCUAAAGACUGGCAACUCGAUGCCACACCAUUCAACCUGCGACUCCAUUAUACACCAGCCGCCGUGGCGGUUCCUACGACUGUCAAGCACAUCCAGGACGCAAUUGCUUGUGCACGCGAGGUUGGAGUCAAGGCCAAUGCAAAGUGCGGCGGUCACAGUUAUGGCUCGUUUGGACUUGGUGGCGAGGAUGGGCACCUGGUAAUCGAGCUGGAUCGCAUGAACAAUGUUUUCUUGGAUACAGAAACCGGUAUAGCAACUGUCCAAGGUGGUUCACGCCUUGGUCAUGUUGCCUGGGAGCUAUACAACCAAGGGAAGAGAGCCUUUAGUCAUGGGACUUGCCCCGGUGUUGGUGUUGGUGGACACACACUACAUGGAGGAUAUGGAGUCAGCUCUCACACCAAGGGACUAGCCCUGGACUGGCUAGUUGGAGCAACGGUUGUGUUGGCCAACUCCAGCGUUGUCAACUGCUCAGCAACUGAAAAUCCGGACCUCUUUUGGGCUAUUCGAGGCGCAGGAAGCUCAAUGGGGGUUGUGACCGAGUUCCGCUUCAAGACCUUCGAAGUCCCUGAACAAGUAACUUACUUCAUUGCUUCUGUUCCAUGGACGACAGAGACAAGGGCACGGGCUGGCCUCAAGGCUGUCCAAGAGUUUGCUAAGACCAUGCCAACAGAACUAAACAUGCGCAUGUUCAUUGCCAGCAGAUUCACCAACCUUGAGGGACUCUACUAUGGAGAUAAAGAGGGCUUACAGGCAGUUCUAGCUCCACUGCUAGAACAAACAAACGGAACUCUGGCGCUAAUCAGGACGGGAGGCUGGCUCGAUCAGGUCAAACACUUUGGUAACGGAAUAGCUAUCGAUCAGCAACAUGGUUAUCAAGAGCAUGAAACCUUCUAUUCAACUAGCCUUUACACCCGUGAACUCAACGACGCACAGCUGAACAAAUUUGUCAGCUAUUGGUUCCAGCAUGCCAAAUCCAACCGCCGUGACUGGUAUGUACAAAUUGAUCUACAUGGAGGAGAGAACUCGGCGGUGGCCAAGCCAGAUCUGGAUUCGACGGCCUAUGCACAUCGUGACUUCUUGUUUAUGUUCCUCUUCUACGAUCGCGUUGAUCAGGGAGUGGCAUACCCUUUUGAUGGCCACACCCUCAUGCAGAACUUCGUCCACAACAUCACUGCGGAUAUGGAUCAGGACAAUUGGGGCAUGUAUAUCAACUAUCCCGACCAGAACAUUGAUCAAGACUCAGCACAGCGCAAUUACUGGGGUAGGCAUCUUACAAGGCUACGAAAGAUCAAGAAAGAGGUGGAUCCCGACAACCUCUUCCAUUAUCCUCAGGGUGUGUUGCCAGAGACUGAAGAGUGA